CUCGGAUAAUCUGAUUGGCCAUCCUCUCUCAACUCGCUAGUUUAUUGGUCAGCGCCGCGAGGCCCCAAUCGAGUUUGGUCCGAGCGCUGUGUCAGACAACCCCGCAGCCAUGGCGUCCUAUUUCGAUGAACACGACUGCGAGCCUUUGGAUCCCGAGCAAGAGACUCGAGCGGGCAUGCUGCUGGAGCUUGCAAGGUCACUUUUCCAUAGCAUGGACUUUGAAGACUUGGGAUUAGUAGUAGAUUGGGAUCACCACCUGCCCCCACCUGCUGCCAAGACUGCGGUGGAGAACCUCCCUAGGACAGUCAUCAGAGGCUCUCAGGCUGAGCUCAAGUGCCCGGUGUGUCUUUUGGAAUUUGAGGAGGAGGAGACUGCCAUUGAGAUGCCUUGCCAUCACCUCUUCCAUUCCAACUGCAUUCUGCCCUGGCUAAGCAAGACAAAUUCCUGCCCCCUGUGUCGCCAUGAGCUGCCCACUGAUGAUGACACUUAUGAGGAACACAGACGAGAUAAGGCUCGAAAGCAGCAGCAGCAGCACCGACUGGAGAAUCUCCAUGGAGCCAUGUACACGUGAGGAGGCUGGGGCCGAGUGCUGGCCCUCUGUCUUCCUCCUGCACCUUGAGUCCUCAUUAAAGGUUUCUGUACUCA
Molecule: messenger RNA, 645 nt
Organism: Propithecus coquereli (Coquerel's sifaka)
Lineage: Eukaryota; Metazoa; Chordata; Mammalia; Primates; Indriidae
Gene: RNF181
Product: ring finger protein 181
Exons: 5
Coding region: 110-571 (153 amino acids)
Biological process (GO): protein ubiquitination
Cellular component (GO): cytoplasm
Molecular function (GO): ubiquitin protein ligase activity
Source: RefSeq, a predicted model, not a curated record